AUGGGAGGUAUAGGUAAAUCGACUGUCAUGAAGCACAUCAAUAAUCGUCUAUUGAAAGAGAAAAACAAAUUUGACAGUGUCAUUUGGGUCAUUGUAUCAAAGUCUUUAAAUGUUAUCCAACUACAACAUGAUAUUGCACACAAGUUAGAUUUAAAUCUCACAAAAGUUGAGGAUGUAGGAGCAAGGGCUGCCAAGUUAAUGGCAAAAUUGGAAGAUAAUGAUAGAUAUGUGCUAAUCUUAGAUGAUAUGUGGGAAAUAUUUGCUCUUGAGGAAGUAGGAAUUCCAGAGCCUAUGGAUGCAAAUUAG
Molecule: messenger RNA, 306 nt
Organism: Quercus lobata
Lineage: Eukaryota; Viridiplantae; Streptophyta; Magnoliopsida; Fagales; Fagaceae
Product: probable disease resistance protein At1g61300
Exons: 1
Coding region: 1-306 (101 amino acids)
Molecular function (GO): ADP binding
Source: RefSeq, a predicted model, not a curated record